AUGGCAAGCACCUUUAUUAAAGCAAUUGACAAGUCUUCUGUGCACCGUAUAUGCUCGGGACAAGUCGUGUUGGAUUUGUCAACCGCUGUUAAAGAGCUUGUUGAAAAUAGUCUCGAUGCUCAGGCUACCUCAAUUGAAAUACGCUUCAAGGAAAACGGGUUGGAAUUGCUAGAAGUGAUUGAUAAUGCAUCAAUUAAGACGCGUAAAAAAACUUUUGUAGCGUUAAAACAUUACACCUCAAAACUCCAAAACUUUGAAGACAUUGUCGAACUCGAAUCAUUUGGGUUUCGUGGCGAAGCACUCAGUUCGCUCUGUGCUCUUUCGAAACUCGUAGUUGUCACGCGUACAAAACACCAAUUAUCAUCAGGGCGACGGCUAGAAUACGAUUCUGAUGGGCGUUUGGUCAAGCAGACGUUGGCUGCGCGUGAGGUUGGAACAACAGUCACGGUAAAAAAGUUAUUUGAAAAUCUGCCAGUACGAUUUCGCGAAUUCAAAAAGAAUGCGCGACGUGAAUUCAUGAAAGCCUUAAACUUGGUGCAAGCUUAUGCAAUUAUUUGCAGUGAUGUGCGAAUAAUGUGCACAAAUCAAGUAGGGAAAAGUGAAAGAACCAAAGUAAUUGCUACACAUGGAAACAAGACCAUCCGUGAAAACAUUGCGAAUUUAUUCGGCGCGAAAAUUAUGCUGCAGAUAAUGCCUUUUGAACUUUUUCUUCAAGUGAAACCAGCGAGAACUUCCCUAUCAUCUCUAAAAAGUCAAGUCACUGAAAAAGAAAGUGAAAAUACACGAAAAAUUCAUGUUACUGGACACAUCUCAAAGCCAUCAAUCGGUAAUGGUCGUACAAGUACUGAUCGACAAUACUUUUAUAUAAAUGGUCGGCCAUGUAAUCUUUCAAAGGCUAGCAAUAACAAAUUACCUAUAUCUCACGCUUAUGAUGUGAAUGUUAGUCCUGACAAAAGGACGAUAUUCUUACAUAAUGAAGCGCAAAUCCUCGAGGCAUUAAAGAUAGAACUGAAUCUUCUGUUUCAGCCAUUCCAGUCCACAUAUGUAGUUUCAAAUUUAGAAGCCGGUGAGCUUGCAAGCAAAGAAAAUCAGUAUCUUAUUGAUAAGUUGGGCUCUAAUAAUCAGUCAUUGAGUGAACCGGAUGUAAAGUCAUUGUCACCAUUAAUUUACCAAGAGCAAGAAUCUGAAUUUAAUAAUUCGGACAUCUCCUCAUCGUCCGAGAAAUCCGCAUCAAUAUUAAUUCAAGUUGACGAUAAUAAAGAUUGCGGUACGACUAUAUUGUCUCCCACAAAGUUCAAUCCCUCAGAAAAGACUUCAGUUGUAUAUAAUAUUUCCAAGAACAAUUCUGUACCAAUAUUAGACAGUAGAGUAGAAAAAUCUAAUAAGUGUAUAUUACCUUCUUCCGAGCGUAUAGGUCAACUAAGAGAAAAAAGUUCAUUUAAUAAAAAGAUUACAGAAGAGUCAUUAGAAAUACCUGCUCCGAAAGAAAGCACAAGGCAUGUUAUAAACAAUGAAAAUGUAGAUGACGCUAAACAAGACGUCGAUGAUGAUGAUGACUCUGUUCCUAUUAUUUCUGAUACAAAGAUAGAGAAUUCUGAAUCACCUUUUGAAGACUCAUUGUCUCCACCUCUGAAAAAUGCAUCGUAUCAAAAUGAAGAAUCAAGAAACCUUGAUGAAACAAACUCUCUCGCCAAUAUAUCCGAGAAUAUUCUUUCAACAGAUUGUAAAACAGAUGAUUAUAAUAAACUAAUUGUAGAUUCUGACGAAACAAUCAAUGUUGAUUUCGAUAUCAACCGAUUCAAACGAGGGAAAGUAAAGCGUUCUUUAAAGCAGCGACCUGAACAUCCUAAACCACGUUUAGAUAAAGCCGGACUCGACGUCCCUGAUAACGAAACGGCAGAGCGUGAACUUAGCAGAGUAAUCUCCAAAACCGAUUUCUUUCGUAUGCGAAUAAUAGGACAAUUCAAUUUAGGAUUUAUUAUUACGAAAUUGGAUAACUCCGCGAAUGGCGGUGGCGAUUUAUUUAUUAUUGAUCAGCACGCGUCAGAUGAAAAGUACCAUUUUGAAACGUUGCAACUUUAUACAAAGAUUCAUUCUCAAAGGCUGAUUAGUCCGAGGGCUUUACAACUUUCAGCAAGCGAAGAAAUUAUGGCAAUCGAGAAUAUUGAGAUAUUGCGAAAAAAUGGAUUUGAUAUUGAGGUACACGAAGAGGCUCCGGUGACACACAAACUGAAACUUAUAUCACAGCCGGUUAGUAAAAAUACCGUUUUUGGAGUACAAGAUUUAGAAGAAUUGAUAUUUUUAUUGUCCGAGAGACCGGGAGUGAUGGUACGAUGCUCGCAUGUGAGAAACAUGUUUGCCUCACGAGCUUGUCGAAAGGCUGUCAUGAUUGGUGACGCGCUGACUAGACGGCAAAUGCAAAAGAUUGUGAAACAUAUGGGUGAAAUCGACCAACCUUGGAACUGCCCACAUGGUAGACCAUCAAUGCGACAUCUAUUUGACCUAUCACAAAUUGAAAACUAUAAAUCGUACACCACCCGACUUGGAAAUAAUAACGGGAGUCUCUAUCAACUUUUAACAAAAGAUCCUUGUUAA
Molecule: messenger RNA, 2595 nt
Organism: Ambispora leptoticha
Lineage: Eukaryota; Fungi; Glomeromycota; Glomeromycetes; Archaeosporales; Ambisporaceae
Source: the annotation of a GenBank genome assembly